Molecule: messenger RNA, 1137 nt
Organism: Heterocephalus glaber (naked mole-rat)
Lineage: Eukaryota; Metazoa; Chordata; Mammalia; Rodentia; Bathyergidae
Source: RefSeq, a predicted model, not a curated record
ACCCCUCCCAGCACCAUGCCCUACAACUGCUGCCUGCCCACCCUGAGCUGCCGCACCAGCUGCUCCUCCCGGCCCUGCGUGCCUCCCAGCUGCCACGGCUGCACCCUGCCCGGGGCCUGCAACAUCCCUGCCAAUGUGGGCAGCUGCAACUGGUUCUGCGAGGGCUCCUUCAACAGCAGCGAGAAAGAGACCAUGCAGUUCCUGAACGACCGGCUGGCCAGCUACCUGGAGAAGGUGCGGCAGCUGGAGCGGGAGAACUGCGAGCUGGAGAGGCGCAUCCAGGAGCGCAACCAGCAGCAGGAGCCCUUGCUGUGCCCCAGCUACCAGUCCUAUUUCCGCACCAUCGAGGAGCUGCAGCAGAAGAUUCUGUGUGCCAAGUCUGAGAAUUCCAAGCUGAUGGUGCAUGUGGACAAUGCCAAGCUGGCUGCUGAUGACUUCAGGACCAAGUACCAGACGGAGCAGUCCCUGCGGCAUCUGGUGGAGUCGGACAUCAACGGCCUGCGCAGGAUCCUGGACGAGCUGACCCUGUGCAGGUCCGACCUGGAGGCGCAGGUGGAGUCGCUGAGGGAGGAGCUGCUCUGCCUCAAGAAGAACCACGAGGAGGAAGUCAACACGCUGCGCUGCCAGCUCGGGGACCGCCUCAACAUAGAGGUGGACGCUGCGCCCUCCGUGGAUCUGAACCGCGUGCUCAACGAAGUCAGGAGCACUUACGAGGCCGUGGUGGAGACCAACCGCAGGGAGGUGGAGGAGUGGUACACCACACAGACCGAGGAGCUGAACAAGCAGGUGGUGUCGAGCUCAGAGCAGCUGCAGUCCUACCAGGCGGAGAUCAUCGAGCUGAGACGCACAGUCAAUGCCCUGGAGAUCGAGCUGCAGGCCCAUGUGGAGGCGCAGCUGGCGGAGAUCCGGGCUGACCUGGAGCGGCAGAACCAGGAGUACCAGGUGCUGCUGGACGUGCGGGCGCGGCUGGAGUGCGAGAUCAACACGUACCGGGGCCUGCUGGACAGCGAGGACUGCAAGCUGCCCUGCAACCCCUGCGCCACCACCACCGCCUGUGAGAAGCCCAUCGGGCCCUGCAUUGCCAAUCCUUGUAUUUCCCGCUCCCGCUGCGGGCCCUGCAACACCUUCGGGUGCUAG